ACGUCUAGACUUGCGAAAAGUUCGAAGUAGAGGUUUUCUUUUAGCCAGUAAAACGUAAGUGUAGCCUUAACAGGUCAAAUGCAGGACAUACAGUCAGAUAUAAAUUUUAUAGUGUUGUCAUAACCGCUAAGCAACGAGCGAGAUGUACUGAUGGAUUCUAAUGACAAUAGCUCAGUAGGACUAGGAGAGAGGACAGUGGAAGAGGCCACUGGUCCAGAGGACAUACACGUGGCAUCUCAGGUCGAUGCACGAAAGCCUGCAGACAUGCCACAGAGCAGGCAGAGACCUCCCACCUUACCAUCACCAACUGAUUUGAACAGAAACAGAGUUGAGACAAACAAAGCUGAUACAUCGCACAGUCAGGUUGAGUCUACUGUAGUUGUCAACGUGUGUUCAGCUGAAGGUGUUGAUGUCAUGAAUAAAGAGGAAGAAGACAUUGUCUUGAUACCUCGUGAGCAGAUGGAGGAAGAGAAGCAAGACAACCCUGCUGUGAACAAGUUGAGUUCAAAUGGACAAAGCGGUGAGGAUCCACCUGAAGACAUAUCCAUCUUAGAAAGUGAAGAGGAAAAACACAGCCCGAUGCAAUUAGGUGAAGAUGACAUCAUCUUGGACCAGCUCAAGAUGGAUGAGGAACUUGCUAGACAGUUACAAGCAGAAGAUGAGGUUGACAGAGAGGCAGCCAGGAGAGUACAGGAGGAGGAGGAUGCCAGGCUGGCUGCUGAGCUCUGGAAACAGGUCAACCCUGACACACAGGAAGGAGAGGACGUCAUCAGUCUGUCAGCACCAGAUGAUGACAACAUUCUCCCUGUAACAGACAGUGAUGAUGAUGAUGAUUCUGUGAUUAUAACACAAGAGAUGCAGAUAAAACGUGAUGAGGAGAUGGCCAGGCAGCUAGAAAAACAGCUGGAGAGACGUGACCAAGACUCAGACAGUGAUGUACAGCUGGUGCAGGAGUUUGAGGAUUCCCAGCUGGCCAGAGAUCUCAGCCACCAGGAGGCAUCCAGUUUUUCCACUGUCACCAGUGAUGGGAGGCGCAUGUCUGCCCUGGAGAGGCUGAAGGUUCAAGUGGAGCUCGACAAGAGAGAGAAGCAGAAACAGAAAGCUAACUUUAAGAAAAAGUGCAGCAACCAAGUAGCGCAUGGUCGUCACCAGGUACAGCAGUUCCAGAGCACACCUGAGAGACGUGCAGCACUGCAGCAGGCACAGAGUGGUCUCAACCAGUGGAUGAAGUACAAAGCACCAUGGGAAAAAGGUCACAGGAAAAAGAACCUGAUGCCAAGACAGUCCCUGGAUGGCCCAAUCCCAUGCCCUGUCAUCAACUGUGCUGCCAGGUUUGCCACACCUUACAUGCUUACCGCCCACAUGGAGACGUUCUGCCACUCUCCGUGUAACCCCACCGUGACCCUACAGCUUAGUGAGAGGGAUGGGAUGGACAAGUUUGCCUGUGUUGUCUGUGGGAAGUGUUUCCUGGGCCGGGCUGCACACGACCAUCAUGUAGACAUGGCAAUGAAGGUCCCAAAGCUCAAGCAUAACUGGAGGCUCCCAGGUGUCCCUGUGCUGUGCUUUGCCUGCCCAGCCUGUGGUCUGUGCUUCGGCAGGUCAGAGGAGUGUCUGGCACAUAUCAUGGAGAGGAGACAUCAACACUAUCCACAUAUCCAGCCCAUUCCCCUCACAAGAAGCAUCUAUUUGCAACUGACUGCCAAGUGUGAGCAAGUCAGGUUCACUGUGAAGUGUGACGAGUGCCCUGCCUCAUUCACCCGACAUUCACAGAUCCAGCGCCACUAUGUAACCAUCGGAUGCAACGGCAGUCCAGUAGCUAUUGCUGGGAAGUCUAUCUUAGCAGUGUUAAAGGAGAUGGCACCGUUGUCUUACUGUGUGGAGUGCAAUGUCCCGUUCACUACGGUACAAGCCGCAUCAGUCCAUACACAGACUAUCCAUAGUGGAACUGGACGUUUACUAAAGCUACAGCAGGACAACAUGGCCGUGCUCUUUGUAACCCAGGGAUGGCAUGCAGAGACAACUGCCACUGGAAUGAAUCAAAAACAAACAUCGUGGCCAUGGCGAAGACUGACCAAGCCACUGAAUGCUAUUAGCAGAUCGGCAGCUGCAACAGCAACUGCAUCUUCCUCUUCCUCAGCUGUAUCAUCCCCUUCAGCUGCCAGUGCACCUUCUAGCAUUCCCAAUAACAUGCAGUCACAAGGCAGUCAGCUGGUCAGGUUCCCUUUUCCCCAAGUCUCUGUGUCUGGUGUGCUCAAAGCACCCAACUCAUACCGCAUGCGCAGGUCUGGGAUUCAAACCCCACCCAUGACACAGCUUCCAUUCAACCAAACUGUCAGGUUCCCUCUACUCCCAAGGCCGCCUGCUUCCACUGGACCUCUGCCCAACAGAACCUAUCUGGACAUGAGUGCCCCUGGCAUUAACCCUGAAGUUGGGAACCAUUAUCAUAUGGCAGGUAUUAACAAUGGAACCAAGAGAUGCAGAAGUGAAUCAGGGGGAGACAGAUCAUCAGUAGUGCCACCUGCAUAUUUGAAUAAGACAUUUCCUAUUGCUGCAAACAAGAAGAAGAAGAAGAAAGCAAAGCACCAACGGACAAGCUCACAGACCUAUGAAACAACACCACAAAUUAUUGACACCCCAGGCCCUUCUGCUAAGAAGGCAAAGCAUGAUAAUUUGCCAUGUAGUGCAGUACCAUUGGCACAGACAACUAUCUCAGGUACCAGCAGUAUUGCGAGUACAGGCUCAAGCAAUAGUGUUCCUCCUGACCCACCAGAAGACGUUCGACACGUCAUAUUUGUUGACUUUGACAACUGGGCUCGAUUCUUCAGCAGGUUACCCCAACCUCUGACUGACAAGACUUUUGUGUAUGGGUUCAAGGGUGGUAACAGCAUCUGGUGUCCCCCUCGUAACAACAGGGCAUAUGACACCAUCAUGAGCAAGAAGUGUUUCUACCUCCACCCGCAGUGCUCCAAUAGAAAAGAUGCAGCUGACUUUGCUAUUUGCGUGCACGCUGGGCGUUUGGAUGAACGCAUCCCCAAGUCUGUGCCGUUUACUGUGCUGUCGGGAGAUGGAGGCUUCCACGAACUGGCCAAUCAGCUGCAGCGCUCCAACCGCCGCACGCAUAUCGUCAGUCCGCAUCAUCAGGAUGCUGACAUUAUUCUUGCCACUCUAAACAGCAUUGGGGAGACUUAAAACAGUUGGAAACAAACCAUAGUAAGGUGAUUUCAUGCCUGUAUGCUUGCCCUUUUGAUGACUUGAUAAGAUAGACAUUAUAUUCUAUAAAGCAAUUCUGUUUGGUACACUUGGUUCUGUUACAUCAAUUCGUUAUCCUGAAAGUAGGGCAGAAUGUACAGUCUAAUAUGUGCAAAACUGUCAUGUUUUCAUCUUUUGUCAAACCUGGGCAUUUGAUACAUUUGGCUGUCAAGUUUGUUUGCCAUCACCAGGCUAAUAGCAAGUGCAUGUGCAUACUUAUAUGUACCUUGACUUAAGUUAAAUAGAAUUCAGAAGUAAACAUCUUCAUUCUUAUUUCUUUCACAUUGUAGCUGCAGAGAUUGUUCUUCGAUAUACUUAUUUAUGUCAUGAACCAUUUCCAUUUGCUACCCUGUAUUUGGAGUAUGGCUAACUACAUGUAGAGUGUAGUUAUUCUCAUUAUAAGUCUACACUCCUGUAGCAUAUACUGCUGAUUUGACUAGUAAGACUUAGGUAUUAUGUUCCUUAGACUAGUGUAUGUAUGAAAUAGUAUGUAACACACAGCAACUUGUUUAA
Branchiostoma floridae (Florida lancelet) is the source of this 3762-nucleotide messenger RNA. Its product is annotated as E3 SUMO-protein ligase ZNF451-like. Lineage: Eukaryota; Metazoa; Chordata; Leptocardii; Amphioxiformes; Branchiostomatidae. Bases 151 to 3189 code for a protein of 1012 amino acids. Gene Ontology annotation, cellular component: nucleus. Gene Ontology annotation, molecular function: DNA-binding transcription factor activity, RNA polymerase II-specific; RNA polymerase II transcription regulatory region sequence-specific DNA binding. The transcript is spliced from 13 exons. Gene Ontology annotation, biological process: regulation of transcription by RNA polymerase II. The record is from RefSeq and is a predicted model, not a curated record.